AUGACAGGACACACUUGUGCUCUUCACUGGGAAAUGCACAAAGAAGAAUAUAUUGGAAAUGAACUUGAAGAAAGCUCUGGUGAGAUACAAACAGAACAACUCCCUGGAUUGUGCUGGGCUUGCAAGUGGGCCAUGGGGAAGCUGAAAAAACGAAUCUCCAAUGGGACAACUGCGGAUGACAUUAAAAAGAAGCUGGGCAUGAUCUGUGAUCAGAUUGGCUUCCUGAAAUCACUGUGUAGGAAGUUUGUGAACAAGUACAUGGGCACUCUGAUCGAAGAACUUUCAACUACUGAUGACGCCAGAACCAUCUGUGUUAACAUUGGUGUUUGCAAGAAAUAG
This is a messenger RNA of Sinocyclocheilus grahami, 339 nucleotides long. RefSeq names its product antimicrobial peptide NK-lysin-like. Gene Ontology annotation, biological process: lipid metabolic process; defense response to bacterium. The coding region runs from base 1 to 339 and encodes 112 amino acids. The record is from RefSeq and is a predicted model, not a curated record. The transcript has 4 exons. Lineage: Eukaryota; Metazoa; Chordata; Actinopteri; Cypriniformes; Cyprinidae.